This is a messenger RNA of Aplysia californica (California sea hare), 3028 nucleotides long. Its product is annotated as nuclear pore glycoprotein p62. The record is from RefSeq and is a predicted model, not a curated record. Gene Ontology annotation, biological process: protein import into nucleus; RNA export from nucleus. Lineage: Eukaryota; Metazoa; Mollusca; Gastropoda; Aplysiida; Aplysiidae. Gene Ontology annotation, molecular function: structural constituent of nuclear pore; phospholipid binding. Gene Ontology annotation, cellular component: nuclear pore central transport channel; nuclear pore.
UAACAAGCUGCUAUUCUCGAGACUCGAGACCGGGAUUGCCUGAAGCCUGAAGCGAGUUGUAGCCUAGCCUAGGCCUCUUCAAUUCCUGAUCAAGAGAUCGAAAGUGAAAUAAAUUUCUUAAUCAAUAGUCUAAAGAUCAAAUCUUUGAGACUUUAUUUGUUCAGUGGGAUCAAAGGUUAACCUGUAAACAUGUUUGGUGGUUUUGGUCAAACUCCACAAACCACUGCAUCAAACACGGCCUUUUCAAUGGCUGGAGGAGGUGGGUUCUCCUUCACCUCCCCGACGGGAGGACAGCCGGCCACGGGCACAGGCUUCGGACUCGGGGGAGGGACGGCGCCCGCUGGAUCAGCGACGGGUGGAGCCACCACAGGCUUCAACUUUGGUGUUGCGGCGACAACUAAAGCAACAACAGCGGGUGGCCCCGGUGGUUUCAACUUCAGCGGUACCCAGGGGCAGAACCAGACGGCCAAUGCCUCCACAGGCGGUGGUGGUGGUGGCUUCUCCUUCGGGGCGCCCGCGGGCGGGGCGGGCGUGGCUGGAGCUCCCUCGGCAGCCAGCAGCGGCGCAGGCUUCAGUUUCUCCUCACCGGGCUCUGGAACCGGCGGUGCUCCGACCACUGGGUUUGGUUUUGGCGGCGUGGCUGGGACGGGUGGCGCCCCAGGAGGAGCACCACCCCCUGCUGCUCAGUCCACUGCGGCGGCGGGAGGAGGAGGAAGGGGCUUCUCUCUGGGCGGGAUGGGGGGCGGCCAACAGGCGGCGUCCACCGGGGGAUUCAGUCUCGCCGGUUCUGGGGCAGGAGGGCAGACCACCUCGGCUGGGCCGGGAUUCUCUCUGAGUGGUCAGACGACCUCGGCUGCGCCGGGAUUCUCUCUGGGCGGGAUGGGGGGCGGCCAACAGGCGGCAUCCACCGGGGGGUUCAGUCUCGCCGGUUCUGGGGCAGGAGGGCAGACCACCUCGGCUGGGCCGGGAUUCCCUCUGGGUGGUCAGACCACCUCAGCAGGGGCAGGGUUUUCUCUGACUGGUCAGACGACCUCCGCGGGAGCGCCACAACCUUCAGGGUUUGGAUUUGGAACGACGACCGCUGCAGCAGCUACCUCAACAGCAGCCACCGGGGCUGGGGCGACCCCGAGUCUAGGGCUGGGUGGAUCUAUUUUUGGCGCUAAAUCAGCGGCCACUGCAGCGACUACUUCUGCUUCGACUGGUUUUACUGGAUUUGGCACACCUGGCACCACGGUCACCACCACCACCACCGCCACUGCAGCAACCACAGCAACCACCGCGGCUGCCACGGGCGCAGGGUUCAGCUUCGGUACCGGCACAACCUCCACCGCCCCUCAGACCUCCACCAGCGGGUUUGGCUUCGGCUCGGCCACCACCCAGGCUAACACAUCAGCGACAGUCGCGGGGACGGGCGGCGGGGGGUUCUCGUUUGGCCAGUCCAGCACCGCCGCGACUGCGACCGCAACUAGCACCGCUGCUACAACGGCUGCCUCGGCCGCUGGCGCGUCGAGCGUGGGCGCAGGUCGACAGAUGACCUUCCGACAGCUAGAGGACACCAUCAACAAGUGGACCACAGAGCUGGAGGAACAGGAGAAGAAUUUCCUGGAUCAGGCCACGCAGGUCAACGCAUGGGACCUCAUCGUCAUGGACAACGGGGACAAGGUACCUGUUAGCGGAGAGUCUGGACGCACAGCUCAAGCGCAUGGGUCAGGACCUCAAGGAAAUCAUCGAGAGGCUCAACGCUGCCAACUCCACGCCCGAACAGAAUGAUCCUGUCCAGCAGGUGACCAAGAUCCUCAACGCUCACGUCAUGUCUCUCAUGUGGGUCGACCGCAACACAGCCAACCUCCAGCGUCGAGUGGAAGACAUCUCCAAACAAAUGAACAUUGAGAAACGGGAACAAGAGAGGAACUUCCGACUGGCCUACAGCUAGAGAACAGCUCUCACUCUCCGCGGUUUUGGUGUUGAAUUUUGUAACCUUUACUUAGCAAUCAGGGGUUCAAUCUGUUGAAGUGAAAGUGGGAUAAAACAAAAUUGAAAUCUGAUUUUUGUUUUGUGGUUUGUUUGUUGUUUUCCUGCUUUGUGAACAGCCAGCUGACCCUCACUGUAGGGAUAAGACCAACUAAACCACAAAAUAUCAAUAUGUGUGACAAGCGUGCUGACAAAAUGAGUUACCUCUCAGAUUCAAGCCCUAUGGAAAUAGAUACUUCCCGCUUUUAGGUGAAGGUUUUGACAAUUUAUAGGUUGGAAAUAAUAAAAGGCAUGUUGUACUUAAAGAACAUGGCAUCAAUAGAAAAUCUACAAAUUUGACCCUAGUGUCAAUUUUUGGCCAAUAUCUCCAUUUGUGGAUUGCGAGAAGAAGGCCCAACUCAUUUUGUCAGCACACCUCGGAUAUGAUGCUCUGUUUAUUUCACGAAUCAAUAGCAAGUUACUCAUUCCACGCGCUCGGUCUACUAAUAGACAGCAGGUGCGACAUUUGAUCUAGAAUGCUCUGAGAACCAAACGUCUGAGCCGUCGCCAGGUUGUUGUGUGAUGAACCUGGACAAGAUUUGUGCUUCUCCCGCAGAGUUGACCGUGAUGAGGUUAGCCGCCUAGCAUCUCAAGGACAAGGAAAUGAACACGUCGCAGGGGUUGGCAUUGUUCAGAUAGUAGACGGAAAGGAACUUUGUUAAUGUCCAUGGGUUCAACAUACUCGUUGGGGGGGGGGGGGGUAUUAUAACAUUAACAAACUGUUCUUAUGUAAGCACAUAAACAGCUUAAGUAGCUUUCAUUUUUAUCAUUUAGUGCAGAUGUAAGAGCGACAGAAUUUUGGCUGAUUGUAUGUGUGUAAGAUUCAUAAAUUGCUCUCUUGUGUGUGAAUGUACUCACUGUAGUAGGAUCUGAUUCCCCACCAUCAACAUGAAAGCUGUUUUACGGGAGGAGGGGGGGCCUCGCUAGGCACCGUGUCUGAGGUAUUUUCAUUGUUCUUUAUUUCCAUGUGAAUGAUGACGAAAAAAAAAAUUAAAAUGUUUUCAACUUUUCACAGUCA